This is a messenger RNA of Condylura cristata (star-nosed mole), 676 nucleotides long. It is a transcript of the gene DYNLRB2, whose product is annotated as dynein, light chain, roadblock-type 2. NCBI's taxonomy places the organism in Eukaryota, Metazoa, Chordata, Mammalia, Eulipotyphla, Talpidae. The coding region runs from base 285 to 515 and encodes 76 amino acids. Gene Ontology annotation, biological process: microtubule-based movement. The record is from RefSeq and is a predicted model, not a curated record. Gene Ontology annotation, molecular function: dynein intermediate chain binding. Gene Ontology annotation, cellular component: centrosome; cytoplasm; cytoplasmic dynein complex. The transcript has 4 exons.
GUUGACACCUCCGAGCUGCGGUGGCUUCGGACUGAGCCCAGAGUCGCGCCGCCGGCGCCAUGGUAAAUCUGGGGCUUCUUUCUGAUACCUUGGUCUCCGGGCGCCCACCAAGGGGACCUUCGCUGCCGGUCCGACACCGACAAUUCCUGGGGUUUCUGGGGUCGCAGGGAGAAGAAAGGGUGUCUUGCAGGGGGUGCGGAGGGGUAGAAGACCGGAAAGGUAUCUAGGCAGAGGUGGAAGAAACCCUAAAGAGGAUCCAGAGCCAUAAAGGAGUUAUUGGAACAAUGGUUGUAAAUGCAGAAGGCAUUCCAAUCCGAACAACCUUGGACAACUCAACAACAGUUCAAUAUGCAGGUCUUCUUCACCAGCUGACAAUGAAAACCAAGAGCACAGUCCGUGAUAUCGACCCUCAGAACGACCUAACUUUUCUCAGGAUCAGAUCAAAGAAACAUGAAAUCAUGGUAGCACCAGAUAAGGAAUAUCUUCUGAUUGUCAUCCAGAAUCCAUGUGAAUAGACCCGCUGGAGCCAGCUGUGUCCUGUGAUGCUGGACUGAAAACACCCAAUACUUUAACAACUCCUAAGAUUAUAUUCCAAUCAACCUCAUCUUUUUUGGACAUUCUGUCACAUUUAAACUAUCCCAUAUGUCUUCAUUUUGUCCCUUUGAAUGUAUUAAAA